CCCUAGUUCAUCUCUCAUGCAUGGACUGUAAGCUUCGAUUUCGAUUUCGAUCAAUUUCUUAAGACAUUGACCGAUGGAGUUCACAACAUCCGAUGACAGAGAUGCAAAAGUUCACUGGAAGAUAACAGUGGAUCCUGAAACUGGUACCUGAGAACUCGCGCUGGAAAAACUCCGCUUCACACGUCAAUGGCAAACAGUACAGGCUGGAACACUGGAAGGGAUGAGAUUCCAUCUCGGAUCCUAAUGGGAUGUGUCUUUCUGCUGCUUAUUUUGUGGACGCUAUUUGGGAACUUUACCGUUUGCGCAGCAGUUUUGCGAUUCCGACAUCUGAGGAUCAAAGUCACAAAUAUCUUUAUUGUUUCCCUGGCUUUAUCCGACCUGUUGGUGGCCGUUUUGGUGAUGCCCUGGAAGGCGGUGGCCACGGUCUUAGGUCGUUGGCCGUUCGGGUCAUUCUGUAACACAUGGUUGGCUUUCGACAUCAUGUGCUCUACGGCCUCCAUUCUUAAUCUCUGUGUCAUUAGUCUGGACCGCUACUGGGCCAUCUCCAGCCCGUUCACUUAUGAAAGAAACAUGGACAAGAAACUAGCCCUCAUUAUGGUCAGUAUGACAUGGACCGUGUCAGGAGUCAUCUCGUUUGUCCCGGUUCAGUUGAACUGGCACAAGGCAGAGCAAGAGACAGCUGAAGUGGUGGCAAACCAAACUCUUGAUAACUGUGACCCAAGUCUUAGCAAGACAUACGCUGUAUGGUCCUCGAUGAUCAGUUUCUAUAUUCCUGUGGCUAUUAUGAUUGUUACUUACACAAAGAUCUAUCAGAUUGCUCAUAAACAGAUACAGAAAAUAUCCUCUUUAGAACGCGCUGCGGAGCAUGCUGUUAACUGUACAUCUAGCGAGUUUCCUUGUACCCAUCCGAAAGCAGUAAAGUUGUCAAAAGAAACCAAACUCCUCAAAACGUUGGCCAUCAUAAUGGGUGUAUUCGUGUGCUGUUGGUUUCCUUUCUUUGUCGUGAACUGCACGGUGCCGUUUUGUCAGGAGCCACAGAAUGACGACCCCAAGUGUGUGAGUGAAACGACGUUUGAAGUGUUCAUGUGGCUUGGAUGGUGCAACUCAUCUUUGAAUCCGAUCAUUUACGCGUUCAACACGGACUUCAGGGAAGCAUUCGCACGCCUUUUGGACUGCUGCGGCGUCUGUGGCAAUGAACCGCCGGGGACACUGGGCAUGAGCCAGCAUGCGUCCAACAACCAGAACAGUUCGUUGAACCUUGCUGUUUCAUAUGUUAACAUGGCGCUGUAUAUUCAACCUGCGUAGAGGUAAUAUACUGUGAUCUUUAUCCCGAUGUGGACAUUUCCCCUGAUAGUUAUAACUUUUCAGCAGUGCUUCAGUGGUAAACUUUGGGAUCAAUAGUUAAUCAAGGAUCCAUUUGGAGAGAGCAGGAAGCACGAUCAACACCAUACCUGCCCCACGUGGAGCAAUAUAUUAUUCUAUAAACACAACCAUAGCAAGAAAGUUCUGUUUUCCCCUCACAUUUUCAAUAAGUCAGUUCUUCGUUCCAGUUUCAGUGAACGGAAAAUCAGUCGUUGAACUUGAAUGGGACUAUUUUGCCCGACGUUUGCCUAUACCGCUUUACUGCAUCUUUGAUGUUCCAUUAGCAUUCCCAGUGAUGCAGCCUCUUUGCGAGCCCACCUUCAUAAAUAAUUGGCUAUUUCACUUUUAUGAAAGGGUCGGUGCUUCUGUGUCACUGAGCGCAUACAGAGAGCCCAGUCAUGCACUGUGUCAGAGCGGAACUAUCUUCCGUGAGGUCGGGGUGUUUGCGUUUUGUCUUUGUUGACAUUCAUGGUUGGACAUUGGAGAUCACCUCAGAUGAUGCCUGAAUUCACAUGCACUACGUUUUGCGUUUUUCUGGGCUACAUUUGAACAUUUUGUAAAAUCAUUCCAAACACAUGUUUGGGCAGCUUUAAGUGUGACCUUUUGAAACAUGCAGAUGAAACUGUCUUUUUACAUUUCUUUUGGUUACAUUUAUGACGCUUUGUGCAUUGAACUGUUAUUGCGCACAAAGGGGCCAUAACGAGU
This is a messenger RNA of Sardina pilchardus (European sardine), 2067 nucleotides long. RefSeq names its product D(1B) dopamine receptor. Gene Ontology annotation, cellular component: plasma membrane. The record is from RefSeq and is a predicted model, not a curated record. Gene Ontology annotation, molecular function: G protein-coupled receptor activity; dopamine neurotransmitter receptor activity, coupled via Gs. The transcript has a single exon. Lineage: Eukaryota; Metazoa; Chordata; Actinopteri; Clupeiformes; Clupeidae. Bases 187 to 1305 code for a protein of 372 amino acids. Gene Ontology annotation, biological process: G protein-coupled dopamine receptor signaling pathway; adenylate cyclase-activating adrenergic receptor signaling pathway.